UCUCCCGCUCUACCAACUGAGCUAUUGCCGGCUUUUCUUACAGUUUAUAAUGCGUUACCAUAUCAGAUAUGUCACAGAAUUGUUACAAUUCAAAAUACUUCAAUUCAAAUUAAGACGAAGACAAG
This is a messenger RNA of Funneliformis geosporum, 125 nucleotides long. The record is from the annotation of a GenBank genome assembly. NCBI's taxonomy places the organism in Eukaryota, Fungi, Glomeromycota, Glomeromycetes, Glomerales, Glomeraceae.